ACUAGAAGCAGCGAGGCGGGAAGUGUUGCGCAGGCGCUUUUGGCAGACUCGCUAGGUGAGGAGCUCUUGGAGGCAGUGACCCAGGCAUCUAGGGAGCCACAGAGGUCGUAUUUCCUUAAACCUAUUCUAAUUUUCACAGCUGCUUUGUUCCCCCUGUGGACAUGACCCCUUAGCUGGCAUUUUGCAUCCCAGUUGUUUUGUGAUGGAGGCGUCUUUGGGGAUUCAGAUGGAUGAACCAAUGGCUUUUUCUCCCCAGCGUGACCAGGUUCAGGCGGAUGGCUCGUUAAAAAAAAAUGAGCAGAAUUUUAAACUACCAGGUGUUAAACAAGAUAUUGAGAAGCUUUAUGAAGCUGUACCACAGCUUGGUAAUCUGUUUAAGAUUAAGGACAAAAUUGGAGAAGGCACUUUCAGCUCUGUUUAUUUGGCCACAGCACAGUUACAAGUAGGACCUGAAGAGAAAAUUGCUCUAAAACACUUAAUUCCAACAAGUCAUCCUAUAAGAAUUGCAGCUGAACUUCAGUGCCUAACAGUGGCGGGGGGGCAAGACAAUGUCAUGGGAGUUAAAUACUGCUUUAGGAAAAAUGAUCACGUGGUUAUUGCUAUGCCGUAUCUGGAGCAUGAGUCCUUUUUGGACAUUUUGAAUUCUCUUUCCUUUCAAGAAGUACGGGAAUAUAUGUUUAAUCUGUUCAAAGCUUUGAAACGCAUUCAUCAGUUUGGUAUUGUUCACCGUGAUGUUAAACCCAGCAAUUUUUUAUAUAACAGGCGCCUGAAAAAGUACGCAUUGGUAGACUUUGGUUUGGCACAAGGAACCCAUGAUACGAAAAUAGAGCUGCUCAAAUUUGUCCAAUCUGAAGCUCAGCAGGAAAGUUAUUCACAAAAUAAAUCCCAUGUAAUCACAGGAAACAAGAUUUCGUUGAGUGGCCCAGCAAAACCUAAGGAGUCGGAUCAGCAGCCCACUGUGAAAACGUCUGUUAAAAGGCCCUACACAAAUGCACAGAGUCAGAUUAAACAAGGAAAAGAUGGAAAGGAGGGAUCUGUAGGCCUUUCUGUCCAGCGCUCUGUUUUUGGAGAAAGAAAUUUCAAUAUACACAGCUCCAUUUCACAUGAGAGCCCUGCAGUGAAACUUAUGAAACAGUCAAAGACUGUGGAUGUACUGUCUAGAAAGUUAGCAACAAAAAAGAAGGCUGUUUCUACAAAAGUUAUGAAUAGUGGUGUGAUGAGGAAAACUGCCAGUUCUUGCCCAGCUAGCCUGACCUGUGACUGUUACGCAACAGAUAAAGUUUGCAGUAUUUGCCUUUCAAGGCGGCAACAGGUUGCCCCUAGGGCAGGUACACCGGGAUUCAGAGCACCAGAGGUUUUGACAAAGUGCCCCAAUCAAACUACAGCAAUUGACAUGUGGUCUGCAGGUGUCAUAUUCCUUUCUUUGCUUAGUGGGCGAUAUCCAUUUUAUAAAGCAAGUGAUGAUUUAACUGCUUUGGCUCAAAUUAUGACAAUUCGUGGAUCCAGGGAAACUAUCCAAGCUGCUAAAACUUUUGGCAAAUCAAUAUUGUGUAGCAAAGAAGUCCCAGCACAAGACUUGAGAAAACUCUGUGAGAAGCUCAGAGGUAUUGAUUCUAACACUCCCCAGUUAACAGGUGAUAUACAAGGGCCUGCUUCUCAUGACCCAACUUUUUCAGAGAAGACUGACCAUAGAGCUGCUCACCUCAAACACACACCUCAAGCACAGCACUCGGGGAGUUCAUUGUAUGAAGGGGACAGUAAUGGCUGUGGGGGUAGUUUGAAUACGGAUGCUACCAAUUCAGAAGGCUGGAAUGAGGUACCUGACGAAGCUUAUGACCUGCUUGAUAAACUUCUAGAUCUAAAUCCAGCUUCAAGAAUAACAGCAGGAGAAGCUUUGUUGCAUCCUCUUUUUAAAGAUAUGAGCUUGUGAUUAUCAUUCUUCAUGUAAUGUUUGCUGUUGUGUAUUAUGAGAGGGGGUGAAAAAGAGUUCUUCAUAAUAGCUAUAGCUUCUAGAUGAGAGACCAGGGCAGGAUGAAUAAUUUAUUUAAAAAUUUUAGUAUUUGCUCUUUGGCAGAUUCUAAAAUACGGAUUAAGAUUAUUUAAAAUGCCUGGGAUAGUUCUUUGGGCUAACUACGUGAUGUUUGAGUUAGAGCUACCCAAGUAGAAUCCGAACUUUAGCUUCCCUAAUUACUUGUCACUGCCAUAUACAGAAAAGCAGCCGGUCUAGCCUAGUACGUAGGAGUUUAAGGCGUAAGUCUUAAAAUUAAUGGAUAUGAUCAGGACUAAGUGAGUCAAAAGACUUACUCGGUUUCAUUAAACUGUGAGCUGUGUGUACUUCUAGAAAACUCAACCUGGUGCUCUCACCAUUCUGUGGGUAAAGAAGGUCAUUUCCUCUUCUAGAGGCAUAGAUUCUACUUACGAACACUAAAACAAUGAGAAAAUGUUGGGGAUAAUAUCACUUAAAAUUGAAUUUAAUUUAUCCAUUUUUCAAAGUAUUUUAUUAAAAGUGUAUUUUGUGUGAAUUACCAUGUUUUUCUUAAUGGUUUCUCUCUUGAUUUUUCCACUUUCUCUUUCCCCACCUAACACAUUCUCUUGGAAAUAAUGUGCUUUCCACAAAGUUACCGGGUGCUUUGUUAAGUAUUGUAUUUGUUUACAGUUGGGAACUCACUGCAUACAUUGGUUGUUUAUAGGGAAGCUGCAGAGCCAAGGUGAAUACUGAUAGUCCAAAAUGUUUUUCUUUUUCUCACCAUCGUAGGUGUGAUUAGGUAGCUGCUAAGAGGAGAAAUAAAUACAGCCUUGAGAAUAGUAUUGGAGAUUUUUUCCUCUGUGUAGAGUCCUCAUCAUCUCUACGUCCUGUUACAGCUAAGUUGGUCCUGCUCAAAGAAGGUUGACUACUAGAGUCUUGGGUGCGUUGGGAAGAGAGAUAAGUCUCCGACUCUGGUCCUCUUCUACUUUGACCACUUAUGUAUUACUACAUUCCAAAACGAUAUAUGUCAUUGACAAUAUAUCAAACUCUCUGUGGGAAAUACGUCUGCGGGUAUGGAUCUGCUGAGAAGUUUCCCACUUAGUAGAGAUAGAGGAUAGAAACAGCCUAGGGAUAUAGAACAUACAUUUUGUUAUUUUGUGCAUUCAAGUCAGUAUGUCUACCCACUCUAUUUGGUAAGUAUAGUAUGUACAUAAACCAUGACCACUGGUGUGCUCUGUCUUCUCAUACUGUAAUCUUUAAAAACAAAACUUGAAUGUUCUUAAAUUUGUUUAAUAAAGUUAUUCUUUUA
Ailuropoda melanoleuca (giant panda) is the source of this 3275-nucleotide messenger RNA. RefSeq names its product cell division cycle 7 (gene CDC7). Gene Ontology annotation, cellular component: nucleus. The record is from RefSeq and is a predicted model, not a curated record. Gene Ontology annotation, biological process: mitotic DNA damage checkpoint signaling; protein phosphorylation. The transcript has 12 exons. Gene Ontology annotation, molecular function: ATP binding; protein serine/threonine kinase activity. NCBI's taxonomy places the organism in Eukaryota, Metazoa, Chordata, Mammalia, Carnivora, Ursidae. Bases 203 to 1930 code for a protein of 575 amino acids.